Messenger RNA from Solanum verrucosum, 913 nucleotides. Its product is annotated as probable peroxygenase 4. The transcript is spliced from 7 exons. Lineage: Eukaryota; Viridiplantae; Streptophyta; Magnoliopsida; Solanales; Solanaceae. Gene Ontology annotation, molecular function: calcium ion binding; monooxygenase activity. The coding region runs from base 174 to 776 and encodes 200 amino acids. The record is from RefSeq and is a predicted model, not a curated record.
AAAAAAAAAGUUAAAAAGCAAAACCCCAAUUUAUUAUAUUCUCUAAAUCCACAUCUAAUGCUUUAAAUCUUCAAUUUUUUUCUUUAUUUAUAUAUUUUCUAAAAAAGGUAAAUUUGGAAUUCAAUUUAUUCUCUAUUUAUUGAUCAUCUUGUGUUUACAAGAUUUCUUAUCACAUGGCUUCUUCCUCCAAUAAUGUUGAUGAAGAGGGAAUUGAGAAGAAAGAGGAACCAACACCUUUGGAAAAACAUGUUAUGUUUUUUGAUAUUAACAAAGAUGGUGUCAUUUACCCAUGGGAAACUUAUAAAGGUUUUCGAAAAAUUGGAAGUGGCGUUCUCCUCUCAACAGUUGCUUCCAUUUUCAUUAAUAUUGGGUUAAGUGGCAAAACUCGACCUGGGAAGUGGCCAUCUCCAUUAUUUCCUAUUGAGGUGAAGAACAUCAAAUUUGCCAAACAUAGUAGUGAUAGUGAUAUCUAUGAUACUGAAGGAAGGUUCGUUCCUGAAAAAUUCGAGGAGUUAUUCAACAAGCAUGGACGAACAAACGACAAUGCCUUAACCGGUGAGGAAUUAGAUGAACUACUCAAAGCAAACAAGCAACCCAAGGACUUUGCUGGACACAUUGCAGCUAAAUCAGAGUGGAAGAUACUUUAUCUCCUUUGCAAAGAUGAAAAUGGCAUGUUACCUAAAGAGACAAUAAGGAGUGUGUAUGAUGGUAGCCUUUUUGAACAAAUGGCCAAGGAAAAGCAAUCCAAGAAACAUAGGGGUAAAUCAAGUUCAUAAAAAAGGUGCAGCAGUUUUUUUUUCUACUUGUAACUUUGACUUUGUAUAUAUACAGUUGUGGUAUUUGUUUCUUUGUUAAAAAAAAGAAAAGGAAAAGAAGUGUUGAAUUUAUUCAUGUAUUAAUCUAUAUUUAGCAA